AUGGCGUAUCAAUCAGAAUUUCGACAUGAUUCUGAUGCUAGAAUUGUUGAUGAUAACCAUGGUUAUGAUAAUGAUGAUGAUAAUGGAGGUGAAUUUGAAGAUAUCGUAAACAGAGACGAAGGCUUUACUGAGGCAAAGGAAUCUGAACUUUAUCUCAAAAAAGUCAAGUCUGAUGAUGAGGCAUAUGAGUUGUACAAUAAUUAUGCAUUUAAACAUGGAUUUGGUGCACGUAAGGCGAAAAAGAAUUUUAGAGAAGAUAAGGCUACUAUUCGCCAACGAUUUUGUGUUUGUUCUUAUGCUGGUUUUAAGAAAGAAAGAAAGCCAGGUGAUGAACCAAAAGUGUAUCAGAAGAGAAACUUUUGCACAGGAUGCAAAGCAAUGAUUCAAUUUGAUGUUGAAUUAGAUUCUGGUUUGUUUGUUGUUGUCAAACAUCUCAUGGAUCAUAAUCAUAGCAGAGUUCCAAUCAGUCAAGAACAAUUUGGUAUGCUUAAUAGUUUAACUGAGAAUGGUAUACGUGUUGCUGAUGUUGUUCGAGUUUUAAAAAAUCAAGUUGGUGAUGAGAAAAAUUUGGGAUUUCUUUGCAGCGAUGCUUAUGAUGCUUUAGCUUCAGAGAAGAGGAAGAAGUUUGAUGGUUGUGAUACUAAGCAACUAUUCAGUUAUUUUAAAGAACGCAAAUCAAAUGAGUAUGACUUCUACUAUGAUUUUGAUGUUGAUGAUAAAGGUCAUUUGCAAUCUUUCUUCUUUCGAGACAAUAGGAUGAAGGUUGAUUAUGAUGCUUUUGGGGAUUUAUUGGUUCAUGAUACAACAUAUCGUACAAAUAAAUAUGCUAUGAUUUGUGGUCCAUUUGUUGGUAUGAAUCAUCACAAUAAAAAUGUUAUGUUUGGCAUUGGAUUUUUGAUUAAUGAGAAGUGGGAGUCAUUUGUGUGGUUGUUCACUACCUUUUUGAAAUCGAUGGGCGGUAAACAUCCCGUUACAAUCAUAACUGAUCAGGCCCAAGCUAUGGCCAAGGCUAUUAGAAUUGUCUUCCCAAAUUCUCGGCAUCGAUUAUGUACUUGGCAUAUCAAAGAGAAUUCAAAGAAAAAUAUCAAAGGACUGAGGGCAAAAGAAGGGUUUAAUGAAUUGUUUGACAUAGUCCUAAAAUACACAGAUACUAUUCAGGAGGUUGAGCACUAUUGGUCUAGCAUGCUUACAAAAUAUGAUUGCAAGAAUAAUAGUUGGAUCAACAACUUGUAUAACAUCAGAGACAUGUGGUGCCCUGCAUACUGUAAGGACUAUUUUAGUGGUGGUAUUUUAUCUUCUCAGAGAAGUGAAACUACAAACAGGUCUGUUUCCCGUAGACUUCAUAUCACUCAUGGGCUUUGUGAGUUUUACAAUUCUUUCAUUGAGGUUGUUGAUGAAUGGAGGAGUAAAGAAAGCAGAAAUGAUUAUGACAGCAUGACUGGCAAUCGUCAUUUAGUGUGGGCAGAUGUUGGUUUGUUAGAGCAUGCUCGAAACAUUUACACAAUUCAAGUGUAUAUACAAUUUCAGGAUAAUUUUUUGAUUGUACAUGCAAAUAUUUUAGUGAGGUUGGACUACUAUGUAAGCAUUCAUUGUGUGUUCUUCAUUUGA
Molecule: messenger RNA, 1608 nt
Organism: Chenopodium quinoa (quinoa)
Lineage: Eukaryota; Viridiplantae; Streptophyta; Magnoliopsida; Caryophyllales; Amaranthaceae
Product: protein FAR1-RELATED SEQUENCE 5-like
Exons: 5
Coding region: 1-1608 (535 amino acids)
Biological process (GO): regulation of DNA-templated transcription
Source: RefSeq, a predicted model, not a curated record